CUCUGUCAUCGAGGUUGCACCACUGAGGUAGAAGCGGGCCAACUCAAAAUGAUCAAAAGGCUUAAACUGCAAAGGGUGUUCGUCAUCCACCAGCUCCUCAGGGUGGCUACCAUUUUGGUGGAAGAUGUGAAAAGAAUUGAUUGAUGGUUACUUACUAACAAAUUCCUGCCUAAUAUGAGAAAUUAUGGAGUGCACUUAAUUCCCAUUGAAAGAUUGUUUAAUCUGUCAUGCUGCUGUUCUUGGGCACCAACUACUCUCCAACAACAUGCUCAACUUCCCAUUUAUAUUCCCCCUACUUCUGCUAUCUCCCACCAAUUUCUUCUCCACCCCUUAGCUCUACCCUUCAACCAUGUCCCUUAAUGGUGAAGAAAACCACCUCCACCGCCACACCCCCACCCCGGGCAAGGCCACCCUCCUCGCCAUCGGCAAGGCCUUCCCUCGCCAGCUCGUGCUUCAAGAUCUCCUAGUUGAGGGCUACAUCCGCGACACCAACUGUGAUGACCUUGCCAUCAAGGAGAAACUCCAACGCCUUUGCAAAACUACCACGGUGAAAACCCGAUACACGGUGCUGUCGAAGGAUAUACUUGACGAGUACCCUGAGCUGGCGACGGAAGGGUCCCCGACGAUCAAGCAGCGCCUCAAGAUCGCCCACCCGGCCGUCCUAGAGAUGGCGAAGGAGGCGAGCCUGGCGUGCCUGAAGGAGUGGAAGCGCCCCGCGCAAGACAUCACCCACAUCGUGUACGUCUCCUCGAGCGAGAUCCGCCUCCCCGGCGGCGACCUCUACCUCGCCACCGAGCUCGGCCUCCGCAACGACGUGGGGCGCGUGAUGCUCUACUUCCUCGGGUGCUACGGCGGGGCGACGGGGCUGCGCGUGGCCAAGGACAUCGCGGAGAACAACCCGGGCAGCCGCGUCCUCCUCUCCACCUCCGAGACCACCAUCCUCGGCUUCCGGCCCCCGAACAAGGCCCGCCCCUACGACCUCGUCGGGGCGGCCCUCUUCGGCGACGGCGCUGCGGCGGUGGUGGUCGGUGCCGACCCGAUCCCCGGCGUGGAAACGCCCUUCAUGGAGCUGAACACGGCGGUGCAGCAGUUCAUCCCGGGGACGAGCAGCGUGAUCGACGGGCGGCUGUCGGAGGAAGGGAUAUACUUCAAGCUAGGGCGGGACCUGCCGCAGAAGAUAGAGGAGAACAUCGAGGAGUUCUGCAAGAAGCUGAUGGCCGGGGCCGGGCUGAGCAACUACAACUCGGUGUUCUGGGCGGUUCACCCGGGCGGACCGGCGAUACUGAACCGGCUGGAGAGUACACUGGGUUUGGAGAGUGGGAAGCUGGAAUGCAGCAGGAGGGCGUUGAUGGAUUAUGGGAAUGUGAGUAGUAAUACUAUAUUUUAUGUGAUGGAGUAUAUGAGAGAGGAGUUGAGGAAGAAGGGAGAGAAAGGGGAGGAGUGGGGGCUGGCUUUGGCGUUUGGACCGGGGAUCACCUUUGAAGGGAUGCUUCUGCGAAGCCUGCUUUUUUAAGGAAAACUAGUGAUGAAGAAGAAGAGUUCAGUUGUAAUGGAUGAUAGUAUUCAUUAAUCUUACUUAUUAAUUUCAUCCAUAUGAUCAUUAUGGAA
Molecule: messenger RNA, 1608 nt
Organism: Salvia splendens (bonfire salvia)
Lineage: Eukaryota; Viridiplantae; Streptophyta; Magnoliopsida; Lamiales; Lamiaceae
Product: type III polyketide synthase A
Exons: 4
Coding region: 350-1513 (387 amino acids)
Biological process (GO): polyketide biosynthetic process
Molecular function (GO): acyltransferase activity, transferring groups other than amino-acyl groups
Source: RefSeq, a predicted model, not a curated record